CCCCGCAUGGAACCGGGGAAAUUUGGAUUUUUUAACUUUUGAAUAACUUGCUCGUGUUCAGCUGUCAACCGAAAAUGGAACCCCAGACCAGUCAAGAUGUUGAAAAUGAACGCUUGAAAUUACAAAACGACAUUCAAAAAAUCCAAGACACUCUAUAUGAGGACAGCUACAGCGAGUACGAUAGCAGCGACGAUUCCUGCCUUGAAAUUGACUUGGGGAAUUCCGGCCGAAAUUCCGAGAGGAAUCAGUCCACUUUGACCGUUACUGAUGACGAUGCCAGAACUCAUUCAAGCUUGGGUGAAUCUUCUACAAGUCAUUUCGAAGGAACUGAGAUAUCGGAAGUAACUGACUAUGAACAAGAGAUCAGUGUUGGUGACGCUGAUUCUACAGAGUUGCCAGUGUCUGUGGAAUCAUGUCUGGCAUUGAAUCGAGCAUACCAGGAAGUGAUUGUGGACGUUCUCCGACAGAUCGAGGCUUCACUGGAGGAGAACAGGCAGAAACAGCAAGAAUGUGAGAAGGAUGUGAUUUGUCGGAGAGAGAAGAGUCUGAACUCUGCCCAGUCAAAAGUUCUGUACAAGCAUUUCUCCAUGCCCUACAUCAAAGACCCAGCUGGAGGGGGUCCCCCUCCGAAUGAAGAUGUUCGUAUAAAACAACUGAUGAAGGAACACAAGCAGGAUAUACCACCAGACAGAGAUUGGCUGAAUCGAGACAGAAAGAAGCUGUACGAAGCCAUUGCUGAGGAUGCUCUCCAACAGCUGCUGCAGCCUCUGAUGGUCAGACAGGAGUUGGAGCAGGACAAGUUGGAGAGAUCCACUGGGAAAGAGGCUGCCGCCAUCAGGGCCCGCAUCGCCGCCAUCGAGGAGGACAUGGCACAGAAGAGAAAAACCAGCAGAUUAGACCUCAUAAAAAAUGUCGAUACAGCUAAAACUGACUGGAUGAAAAUAUCAAAUAUUGCAUAUGGCGGACGGAAGACUUGGCAGGACUGUCAGAUGAUGUGGAACAAUGUCCUCAGUCCUAAAGUGAACCGCGGGAAGUGGGAACCGGAGGAGGAGAAACAGUUGGUAGAGCUGUGCAGGAUUAACAAGGGGAAGAACUGGGAGAAGGUGGCAGCUGACCUGCAGACGGGACGUACAGCCUUCCAGUGUCUGCAGCACUUCCAAAUGAAUCUUAAUCCAGAAAACUGUAACAGACCCUGGACAAAUGAGGAAGAUGGGAAAUUAUUAAUGGUUGUCAAUGACAUCCGUCACAGCGGACACAGGUUGCUGUGGUCGAAAGUGUCAAGCUACAUGGAGAACCGCAGUGGAACUCAGUGCUUCUGCCGCUUCCAGCAGAUCGACCCGGACAUGAAGAGGGGCCCCUGGAGUACCGAGGAAGAUGUGAAACUGUUUGCGGCCGUGAAGAUGUGCGGCACUCAGAGCUGGAUGCGAUUGGCUGAAUUUGUCCCUGGACGGAGCUCCAUACAGUGUAGGGACAGGUGGCUGAACAGCCUUGACCCCAGUAUCAGGAUGGGCAACUGGACGUAUGAGGAGGAUAAGGAGUUGCUCAAGGCCAUCACGGAACUUGGCACAAAGAGCUGGACAAAGAUUGCUGCCAAGCUGAAUGGCCGUACUGACAACAUGGUUCUUCAGAGGUACCGGCGCCUGGAAACUUGGCAGAGGAAGUGCAAGUGGUUUGAUGAAUUGCCAGAGACAACAAAGAGAGCUCUGCUAGGGGGGCACCUGUCUUCAGACGAGUUAAAAGAGAGAGAACAACUGACGUGGCGAAACUUCCAGGAAGGGAUGGGAGUCCUCAAAGAAGACUAUGAAAAGCAAGAGAGAGACAGGCAAAAAGGGGAUAUUGUUGUGCCACGCCCUCCUCCGCUCCUCGGAUAUGGAACGUCAGCCCGGCAGAGUCUCAUCGAACAUCGGGUGCACUUGCAUAACAUCAUCCUGAAACACGUCCGCUCCAUCAGGAACAGUGACAUCGCCGACGCUCAGGAUGGAGAUGUUGAUACUGCGGAGAAGCUGGCUGCACAGAUCCAUUACGCCCAUCACAGCAACAUGUCUGUGAAGAAGCUGAUCGAGCUGACGAGGAAAGUGAAGGGUGGCUUCAUCCAGGCACGAGGCAAGACUAGGCUGCCCUCCAAGAGGAACUUCAACUUCGGAGCAGUGGAAAGGAAUCGGCGUCUGGAGCGGUCGCUGAGGGAAGCAGUUCACUCCAUCUACAAAACAAAGAAGAAAAUGAAGAAAGGGAGGCCAAGGAAGUUCUACAAUCGUACACUGGCAGGAAAAUCUACCGAGCAAGAACUUCACCAGAUUAAAGUCAAGUCACUCAACAUUGUCAUGAAGGCUCUUGAUGUUGAUCCACGGACCAUGCUGGAAAAUGCCGCCAAGUUUAAGAACAUGAAAUCAGCAGCAAGUACUCCUUCGAGUACCACCACCAGCACCUCGGCCACUCCUUCUUCCACCCCAGCACGCACCCCAGCGGGCACCCCAGCCACACCCAGUGGCACCCCAGCCACUCCCACUGGCACCCCAGCAGGCACCCCAGCCACUCCAGCAGGCACCCCAGGUACUACAGGGAGAAAGAAGGGGUCCAAAAGAAGACAGAGCAAGGCUGGGGCCCAGAAGGAAGCAAAGAAGACACCUCCCCCUCAAAGGGCUCCUGAACCCAUGGAGGACCUAGACAUGCUGCUCAGUGCCCAGAGUGAGAGGACACAGGAGGACGACGGGGAGGACGUUAUCAGUCCAGACAGCGAGACAGCAGGACAUGGGGAAGAUAAUGAUGCUCCUACUAGAAGGAAGAAGUCAGUAUCUUUUGUUCAAAGCCCUAGUGUCAAAACUGUUGAACCUGCUAGUCGUGAAAGGUUUACCCGAGUUGUCACAAAGACAGUGUUAAAACCUGAUCCAGACAAAACACCAUCUGAUCAGGAGCAGUCUUCCGCUUCCAUGUCAGUAGGCACCAGUACCCAGUCAAGUGACGACAGCUGCCAGGAAGUGGAUGGUGACGAGCCACCUGUCCGUGAGAGAUCGCUCCCGUAUCUCCCCCCAAUGUGA
Molecule: messenger RNA, 3035 nt
Organism: Haliotis rubra (blacklip abalone)
Lineage: Eukaryota; Metazoa; Mollusca; Gastropoda; Lepetellida; Haliotidae
Product: snRNA-activating protein complex subunit 4-like
Exons: 21
Coding region: 75-3035 (986 amino acids)
Source: RefSeq, a predicted model, not a curated record